This is a messenger RNA of Onychostoma macrolepis, 1677 nucleotides long. RefSeq lists its product as uncharacterized. The coding region runs from base 354 to 1670 and encodes 438 amino acids. The record is from RefSeq and is a predicted model, not a curated record. NCBI's taxonomy places the organism in Eukaryota, Metazoa, Chordata, Actinopteri, Cypriniformes, Cyprinidae. The transcript has 4 exons.
UAGUGACGCUGGUUGAAUUAACCUUACGUAGCUUCAAAGAAACUGUUUAAGGAGCGGAAAGACAUUACUAACACAUUUAAUGCAGGUUCACAUGCGAUAUUCCCACUGGUCCGUUAAAAGAAUGGCAGUAAAAAUCAUUUUAGCUGCUGUUUGCUGACGCGAUAGACCACGGAAGCCAUUUCUAAGAAGAAUAGCUACAAAAAGCGCCCUUUAUGUGAGAAAGGGAUUUCUCCAGCAGUGAAAAUAGUUGCCUGACAAGCCGAGUGACGCACAGAGCACUGAUGCUUAUUCAUGAAUGGACUGAAGAUAUAAAGGUUACGUAGCUCUUCGUUGUCACAGUAACGGCGUGAUUUAUGAAAUGGCACAUUUUCAGUACACACCACUGCCAACAGUUUUUCUUAGCAGUAAUUUUCUUUAUACGUCGUUUGUUUUUGAAUUUAUUUUACGUUAUAUUUUUAUUAGAUGCAAACGUGCUGUUCAGAAAUGCUCGAAAAUGUCGAUACGUACAGAGCAUGCGCAGUCGGCAACACACUGAAGCGGUAAUUGGCGGAAAAAUAGGAGAGUGUAAUUUGUCAAUGAGCAAAGUCCUGCCUGAGAGAAAAGGUGACCACCUAAAUCAGGUGUUACUGGGGAAAAGAAACAGGACAAAUAGGAAAUUUCACACUGGCUUAGACGAAAUGGCUUCUCUCCCAACAAUGAAGAACAUUCCCAAUGUUGAAAAUGCCUUUAAAGCAUCCAAGAAACACAAAAACAAGAAAACGAAAAAGGAAAAAAAGGAUAAGAGCAAAAAGCAUGUGCCUGACUUCUUGUUGCACGAUGGCUGCCACGAGACAGUGUUUACACAAAUACAAGAGACUAAGAAAAGAAAACAGCCAAAGAAGAAAAUCAAACCGAAGGAAGACUUUCAGCGACCUAAAUUAAAUAAACAGCUCAAACAACCUGAAGAUAUGCACCAAACUCAGCCCAUCAUCUACAUCUCGCCUGAUCAGGAGACACCACAUUCAACUGAGAAGGAGUGUAAUAGAAGUGUGAAACGUAAAAAGAGAGUCAUUUUCAACUUGCCACCUGAGCAGAGCCAAGCUGCAAAGACAAAUGAUGAAGAAUUUGGAAAGAAGCAGCUGGUCGGCGGAAGCAGCUUGGAAUCCAGCACAGCUGAAGAAAUAAACAGCCAAGACCUGUUUAUUACACAGAAAUCAUUCUUGGAUCCGCAUGUGGAGAUCUCUAGCAGCUCAAGCUGCAGUGGGGCCACUACAGUGAAGAGGCUUGAGAACCGCUCGUGUAGUUUAACAGCCGAAGCAACCACUCAAACCGAAAACUUCUUUACCUUCCCAGUACUCUCCACCUCUCUCAAGUUUCAGCAGCAGCAGAACACGUCCAAAAGCCUGGAGGAACCGGUAGACCUGAGCCUGCCAAAUAGAACAAGACAAAGGCACGGCCCAAAACAAUCGGCUAUAGAUUCUGCGAAACCGCCCAUGCUGAAGAUAUCAGACACAUCGAGUGAAGACGGCGAUACGGUGCCCAAGGCCAAAGGUGAUCUGCUCCAGCUGAAGGUCAUCCAGACCCGCUUGAACGAGUCUUUCUUUUUUAAGGUGAAGGGUGAAGAUUCUCCAAAGCCCAUGUGCCCUUUGAUGAAGCUCACGGAAAGUGUUGAGAAAAAAACCAAGAAGUAAAAUCAGA